Molecule: messenger RNA, 1314 nt
Organism: Caenorhabditis briggsae
Lineage: Eukaryota; Metazoa; Nematoda; Chromadorea; Rhabditida; Rhabditidae
Gene: Cbr-sprr-3
Product: Protein CBR-SPRR-3
Exons: 11
Coding region: 1-1314 (437 amino acids)
Biological process (GO): G protein-coupled receptor signaling pathway
Cellular component (GO): membrane
Molecular function (GO): G protein-coupled receptor activity
Source: RefSeq, a predicted model, not a curated record
AUGUUGAAAAAUUCAACUUCGCAACAUUCAGAGAAAAAACAUGAAAACGAGGUGAAAAUGCAAAUAAUCUAUGGAAUUAUACUGCCACUGCUCGCCAUCCUGGUUGUUGUCUCCAAUAGUGUCGUGAUUCUGGUUUUGAGUCAACAGAAAUCGAAACGCGCCAGCAUUGAACCUCUCCUCUGGAUGGCCAUCUCCUCCCUGCUAAUGGCAAUUUCUCCACUUCCAUUCACAAUAUAUUAUUAUAAUCUGAGCCAUCAUCAAGACUUCAAUCAGACCCUUUUUAUGUGUUAUUUACAGAAGAUUUGCAUGGAAAUUUUGCCCUUCUUUUUCAACACACUUGUCACAUUAUUCACAAUUUUGUUAGGUGUUCAAAGAUUCAUAGCCGUCCAGUUUCCCAUUCAAUCCCUUCGAUGGUGUACACCGAAAAUGGUCCGUCGAUAUUCAAAAUUGAUCCUUUUUGUGGCUUGUUGCUUAACAGCAAUCCACUCGUCGUACGAUAUACGACUACUUUUUCAUUUUUGUUUGACGUACGGCGACGAAUCCUUCUGGGUGGCGCGCUGCUUCAUUGGCUACUCCUCUCUAACCUCUGCAAUGGGUGCCGAUGCGUUUUCGGCGAUGUUUGAUUAUUUUCGAAUUGGAUUGGUGGUGGUCUCUAGUGGAUUGCUUUUAUUGGUCACUGUUUUAUUAAUACAGACGAUUCGGACCCAUGACAAUCCAAAGCAGGGAGUCCACCGACACAAGAAUCGAAAAACCUCAACAAAUACAACUAUAAUGUUAACAGUGAUAAUUGUAAUUUACAUGUUGGCCAGGGUCCCCUCCACAUUGCUCAUUCUUCUUGUCAAAAUCAUGGAUUAUAUGCCAGUGCCUCAGGUGGCAUUUGCCAUUGUCAAUAAUGUAUAUUUACGGGUUUUUGCCAAUAUUACUGUCAUUUCUCUUCAUCCAAUAUCAUUUGCUGUUUAUAUGUUCAUGUCGAGGAAGUUUCGAGUAUCAUUGAGAAGGUUGUUGGGCUGGAGAUUUCUAGCGUCCGAUGAGGAGUUCAAUGCCUUCACAUCUUCUGCACGCAUCCACACAGCUCAUGCAAAGAUGUCAUUGGUGGAAAAAGAGAGCUUAUGUGGCGUUCGUGUGAGCAGGUCCCCUGGUACUGGUGGAAAUCAGAGACGUGGAAUGUCUGUCGAUUUCAAAUGCUCUUUCGAUUUGGAGCACCAAAGAAGACGUCGAGCAACGACGGCCGACGCGAAUCAUGUCAAUUUCAGAAGUUUUGCAGAGGAGAAGUCGGAAAAAACCACGGAUAUUUCGAAAAUUUGCGAGGAUUAG